CAGAAGAAGAAGAAGAAGAGAGAAGGAGAAAGAACUUGCAGAGAAAGCCAAAGAAGAGAAACAAAGAGAUUCAGGAGAAGUAAUAAUGGCUUCACAGACAAAUCAAACCGUGGAGACGAAGCAAAUCGAAACAGAGAACCCACCGAAGCCUCAAGAGCCAUUAUCAUCAUGCAGGAAGAGGGUGAAGGAUGAGAGUGCCACUUUCUUUGAGAACCUCAAGGAUCACAUGGAUGAGUUCAUCCAUGCCUCUAUGGAUGAACACAAGACUUGUUUCAAUGAGACCAUGAACAAGAUAUUCGGGACGACCUUUUCGAAGACGGAUGAGAAGCAAGCUGAGGCUAAGGAAGUCGUCGAGAUUCACGCUCCUCUUCAGGGCAGCUCUAACUAAGUAGAGAGAGAGAGAUUCACAUGGCUAGUGAGCUCAGAUGAAGAUUAUGAAGUGUUUUUUAUUUUUUUUUUGCUGUUUUAACUUUUCUGUGGGUGUUGAUAUAAUACUCUUAGAACCCGCUUCUAUCUUUUAAUCCUUUCUAAAUCAUAUAACUUGUUUCUAGACCAUUAAUUGAAUUGCAUUAAUCA
Camelina sativa (false flax) is the source of this 576-nucleotide messenger RNA. RefSeq lists its product as uncharacterized. NCBI's taxonomy places the organism in Eukaryota, Viridiplantae, Streptophyta, Magnoliopsida, Brassicales, Brassicaceae. The record is from RefSeq and is a predicted model, not a curated record.